AUGUUCAACAAGCAAACUAACGCUAUCGUCCUCCUCUUUACCUUCGCUCUCUUCGCAACUCUUGCGGUCGCCACACCCACCAUUGUUGCUCGCACUGGUGGGAGCGGAAGUAGCUGCCCAACCACCGACAUCAAGUGUUGCUCGCACGUCGGCACCUUCUCCGAGGUCCAGGGCUACAUUGACGACGAUACGAAGGUCAAGUUGAUUCCUGCUCUCCUUGGAUUACUCGGUGCCACCAUCGACGUAGUUCUCGGCGUCGUCCUCGGCGUGACAUGCAGCAGCAUAUCCGUUGGCAGUAGCUGCUCCGCCACCACCGUUUGCUGCGAGAACGUGGUCUUCAACGGCCUCAUCAACGUGGGCUGCACCGCCAUCGACAUACUCUGA
Molecule: messenger RNA, 384 nt
Organism: Pleurotus ostreatus (oyster mushroom)
Lineage: Eukaryota; Fungi; Basidiomycota; Agaricomycetes; Agaricales; Pleurotaceae
Exons: 3
Coding region: 1-384 (127 amino acids)
Cellular component (GO): fungal-type cell wall
Molecular function (GO): structural constituent of cell wall
Source: RefSeq, a predicted model, not a curated record